AUGUACGCAAGCGAUGUUCUUCAGUCUUCAGAAGCCUGCGGGCUCUCCUUUCUCGUCGGAGUUGCCCUCCAUCUCUACGUCUUCCGAUUCGGCGAAUGGGAUCUCUCAGCACAGCGCAUCAUCACGAACUUCACGCUCGCGUAUGCAGCAACUAUCGGGGUCACCAUGGCGUUACCAUCCUUCAUGUCCAUGAUUUCUAGAACCUCAUUGGAAGCGACCAGCCUGACUCAAGUCUCCAAAGCUGCUAUAAUACUAUUCUCAUCACUUACGGCGGGCAUCUACGCGAGCAUCCUAAUAUACCGAGGCCUAUUCCACCGCCUGCAUCGAUUUCCCGGCCCCUUUCUUGCCAAGUUCACGAACCUUUACGUCACGUUCAAGAUCUGGAACAGGAUGCACCUCCAUGAGGACGUGCGAAAGCUGCACGAGAAGUACGGCGACGUGGUGAGGAUCGGCCCGACCGAGCUCUCGAUCAACAAGUCUGGUGCCAUCGACGCCGUCUUCCUGGACACGGAUUGCAUGAAGGGACCAUGGUAUAAUCUGCUUCAUCCCAUGGUCUCGAUGCAAAUGGUUCGCGACAAGGAGGCGCAUUCUAGACGCCGAAAAGCGUGGGAAUAUGGCUUCACCUCGAAAUCACUUCGCGAUUACGAACCCCGCGUCCUCAAGUACACCGACCAACUUCUCGCCGGCAUCGAAGCCAGCGCGGGCACCAAGUUCAACGUAUCCCUCUGGUUCAACUUUUACAGCUUCGACGUCAUGGGCGAGUUCUCCUUGGGCCACGGAUUUCGCAUGCUCGAAGACGGUGUCGCGCAUUUUUACAUGAACUCGCUGCAUGACGAAACCAAGGCCGUCGGGCGCUUCACGCACGCCAUGUGGGCUCUGCCGCUAUAUCGCAAGAUGGCCAUCUGGAACGCCGGCGUCAAGAAGUUCAAGACGUGGAUCUCGGGCCAGGUGCAACAGCGGAUCCAGAAUAAGCCUGAGAGUCCCGAUAUCUUUACGUGGGUGUUGGAGGAUUACGAAGCUAAGAAGGAGCACUCCUUUCAGGAUAUGCUUAAUCUGUAUGGAGACUGUAUCUUGAUUACAGUUGCUGGAAGCGACACUGUGGCAGCUGUUCUAUCAUGCCUCUUCAUGGAGCUUGCCCGACAUCCGAAAGAGUACAGGAAACUGCAAGAUGAAGUCGACGAGUACUUCAGAGGACAUGGCAAGCCUGAACAUGCCGCCCUUUCAAAGCUGCGAUAUCUUCAAGCCUGUAUCGACGAAUCACUGCGUCUGCAUCCACCUGUACCGUCGGGUGUUCAGCGGAUGACACCACCAGAGGGUCUUCAAGUAGACGACGUCUGGCUUCCUGGAGAUACCAUUGUCUUUGUACCGUCGUACACACAGUAUAGAGACGCCAGGUUCUUUGAAAGACCAGAUGACUUCUUCCCUGAACGAUGGAUUGACCAGCCAGAACUCGUCAAGAACGCCUCAGUCUACGUACCGUUCUCGACAGGACACGACGUAUGUAUCGGGAAACAGCUCGGCCUACUAGAGACGCGAUUUGUGACCAGCGCCAUCGUGCACAAAUACAACUUGCGAUAUGCACAGGGGCAGACAGGGGAGAUAUUCCUGGAGGGCAACAAGGACACGGGUACGCUGACCGUCGCCCCGCUCAAUGUGGUAUUCUCGGCGAGGAAAGCGUAA
This is a messenger RNA of Colletotrichum fioriniae, 1680 nucleotides long. RefSeq lists its product as uncharacterized. Lineage: Eukaryota; Fungi; Ascomycota; Sordariomycetes; Glomerellales; Glomerellaceae. The record is from RefSeq and is a predicted model, not a curated record. Gene Ontology annotation, molecular function: monooxygenase activity; oxidoreductase activity, acting on paired donors, with incorporation or reduction of molecular oxygen; heme binding.